AUGCGUUCACUCAGCGCUCAAAAUCACUUCAAAUGCUCUGAGCAGAAGCCUCUUUCUCGGGCAUCCGGGCCCUCUCAAUCAUCGCAGACAACGCUCAAUUUUGGCUUUUCAAAGGAGCAUCAUGACCACAUCUGUCGCCUUUAUGCCCGCGCGAUCUUGGAGUCCGAAAUGCCGCUGUCAGCCUUUGACCAUCCUGCAUGGAAGGCCCUUCUCCGGGAUAUCAAUCCUGCCUGGAAACCGCCUACUCGUCGAGAAAUGCAAGAGAUCUGGCUGCCAGCGGUUCACGAAGAGAUCAAGGCGAAGGUCGAUCCAAUCAUUGACGCGAACAAGCAACUCACGGUCACGUUGCAGCUCACAGUCACGACGGAUGAAUUCCAUUGA
Molecule: messenger RNA, 381 nt
Organism: Fonsecaea multimorphosa CBS 102226
Lineage: Eukaryota; Fungi; Ascomycota; Eurotiomycetes; Chaetothyriales; Herpotrichiellaceae
Exons: 1
Coding region: 1-381 (126 amino acids)
Source: RefSeq, a predicted model, not a curated record